CUAAUUGCCAUUUCACGCUGUCGUUGAUAAAGAAAUAGAAAAAUACUUUGCACUGCCGAUAGUGUUCUGUCAUUUUUUCCUCAAUAAUAACAUUUUCACAAUAGUUACAAGACUUUAUAUGAAAAUAUUGUUUUAAAAAAUGUUAACGCGUCUUCUGAAGCACCGAACAUUGGCACGCAGCAUUGGUACACUCGUGGCGCAAGAGCAACAUGCAACACAUUCUUUAAUACGCUCAAACUGGCGUUAUGGAGCACUUCAGCGGCGCAUCGACGCCAGCAGCGUAGCCUUAUUACUACGUUCGAGUACAAUCAGCGCCCGCAAUUAUUGCACUAAUCGCAAAAAAGAUGAGGAAGAGGAGUUGGAAGCUGACUCUACCGAAUACAUAGUGAAUAAGGAUCCGCAGUUGCCGGCAACUGUGGCGGUGCCGGAAGUGUGGCCGCAUUUGCCACUGCUCGCUACGCGACGUAAUCCAGUAUUUCCGCGCUUUAUGAAAAUUCUAGAAGUUUCAAAUCCAAUAGUUAUUGAUUUGAUUAGACGCAAAGUUAAGUUAAAUCAGCCAUAUGUAGGUGUAUUCAUGAAGAAGGACAAUGAUAAUGAGUCGGAAGUGGUGGAAAAAUUGGACGAAGUAUACAAUGUAGGAACAUUUGCACAAAUACAAGAGCUGCAAGAUUUGGGCGAUAAACUACGUAUGGUGGUUGUGGCACACAGACGUAUUAAAAUUACUGGACAAAUUUUAGAGGACCUAAUCCCAACGUCGAAAGAGAAGAAGACGACAAUACAUUUUCCACUCUUUAAUGUAAAAUUGAACAUCCCAGCUGAAGAACAAACUGAAUUGGAACGUCGUAAAUUAGCACGAAAAGCGCGUACGGGUCGCAUGUCCAAACGCGAUGCCAAUCAAGGUGCCAAGGCAACACCUGAGAAAACAGAGGAGGUAAUACCACCAGCAGGAACUGCUGUACCACCUGCGGCAGGAGCAACACAAGAACCUCCAGCAGCUGGCAGUGUGCCUCAACCUGUGCUUAUGGUUGAAGUGGAAAAUGUGAAGCAUGAACAGUACAAACAAACCGAGGAAGUGAAAGCACUAACGCAGGAAGUGAUAAAAACAAUACGGGAUAUCAUUACUAUGAAUCCAUUAUACAGGGAGAGUUUGCAGCAAAUGUUGCACCAAAAUCAACGUGUGGUGGAUAAUCCAGUAUAUCUGUGUGACUUAGGCGCGUCGCUGUCUGCUGCAGAACCCGAAGAGCUGCAAAAGAUCAUGGAGGAAAUGGAUAUACCCAAACGUUUGUUGCUUGCUCUGGCUUUGCUAAAGAAAGAGCUUGAAUUAUCGAAGUUGCAGCAGAAAAUUGGACGUGAAGUUGAGGAGAAGGUAAAGCAACAGCAUCGCAAAUAUAUACUCCAAGAACAGCUUAAAGUGAUUAAAAAAGAAUUGGGCAUAGAAAAAGACGAUAAGGAUGCGAUUGGCGAGAAAUAUCGUGAGAAAUUAAAAGACAAAACCGUGCCUGAGAAUGUUAUGACUGUUAUAGAUGAGGAAUUGAACAAGCUGAAUUUCUUGGAGAGCCAUAGUUCAGAAUUCAACGUUACACGUAACUACUUGGACUGGUUAACUUCGCUGCCAUGGGGUGUUACAAGCACAGAGAACUUGAGUUUAGAACAAGCACAAGAAAUUUUAGACCAUGAUCACUAUGGUAUGGAAGACAUUAAGAAACGUAUUUUGGAAUUUAUUGCUGUGAGCCAUUUGAAAGGCAGCACUCAGGGCAAAAUUCUCUGCUUCCAUGGACCACCUGGUGUGGGCAAAACGAGUAUAGCUCGCUCCAUUGCACGCGCUUUAAACCGUGAAUAUUUCCGCUUCAGCGUUGGCGGCAUGACCGACGUUGCUGAAAUAAAAGGCCACCGGCGCACAUAUGUGGGUGCCAUGCCUGGUAAACUCAUACAAUGUUUAAAGAAGACAAAGACUGAGAAUCCUUUGGUACUUAUCGAUGAAGUGGACAAAAUUGGCAAAGGCUACCAGGGCGAUCCCAGUUCUGCUUUGCUUGAACUUCUCGAUCCCGAACAAAACGCCAAUUUCCUCGAUCAUUACCUUGAUGUACCCGUCGAUCUAUCGCAUGUGCUUUUCAUAUGUACAGCAAACGUUAUCGAUACCAUACCCGAACCUUUGCGCGAUCGUAUGGAACUAAUAGAGAUGUCCGGCUAUGUCGCUGAAGAAAAAAUGGCCAUUGCGCGUCAGUAUCUGAUACCACAAGCGAUGCGCGAUUGCGGUAUUACCGCCGAGCAUAUAGAUAUUGAAGACGACUCGUUGAAAACACUGAUUAGAAGCUAUUGCCGCGAAUCAGGUGUGCGAAAUUUGCAAAAACACAUCGAAAAAAUUGUGCGCAAGGUGGCCUACCGCUUUGUGAAAAAAGAGGGUUCACACUUCACAAUCACCUCCGACAAUCUAACCACGUUCCUCGGCAAACAUAUAUUCUCAUCGGAUCGCAUGUACGAAGAUACACCACCCGGCGUCGUUAUGGGUCUGGCAUGGACCGCUAUGGGUGGCUCCUCGCUGUACAUUGAAACAGCUUCACGCCGAGCUGGCAAACUCAAUAAAGACGAUGACGGCAGCGGUUCAAUACACUUAACGGGUAACCUUGGUACUGUAAUGAAGGAAUCUGCACAAAUUGCGCUAACCGUGGCGCGAAAUUAUCUGCGUACCAAAAACGAAGAUAAUACUUUCUUAGAGAAAGGGCAUAUUCAUUUGCACGUGCCGGAAGGCUCUACACCCAAGGAUGGCCCCAGCGCCGGUGUAACCAUAGUUACAGCGCUAAUAUCAUUGGCAACAAAUCGCCCGGUGCGACAGAAUUUGGCAAUGACGGGUGAGGUGUCGCUCAAAGGCAGAGUACUGCCUGUAGGUGGCAUUAAAGAGAAGACAAUUGCUGCCAAACGCUCAGGUAUCACAUGCAUAAUACUACCCGAAGAAAAUAAGAAAGAUUUUGCUGAAUUACCAUCCUACAUAACCGACGGUAUUGAAGCGCACUUCGCCACAACCUACGAAGAUGUAUAUAAAAUUGCUUUUCCCAAUUAGUUGAUGUUUAAAAAGUGUGUGUCGUAGAAAUGCUAAGCAUUAUACAGAAACACAUAAUAUAAAUUUUCAAUAUAUAUAUAUAUUGUUGUAGGAUUAGUUUCUUGAAAUAUCGCGACGAAACCAACUAGCGAGUAUUAAACAAAUUUUAUUUAAUAAACGGCUUUUUAAGGGUGAAACAUA
Messenger RNA from Bactrocera neohumeralis, 3238 nucleotides. RefSeq names its product lon protease homolog, mitochondrial (gene Lon). The record is from RefSeq and is a predicted model, not a curated record. NCBI's taxonomy places the organism in Eukaryota, Metazoa, Arthropoda, Insecta, Diptera, Tephritidae. The coding region runs from base 140 to 3058 and encodes 972 amino acids. Gene Ontology annotation, molecular function: serine-type endopeptidase activity; ATP hydrolysis activity; ATP binding. Gene Ontology annotation, biological process: protein quality control for misfolded or incompletely synthesized proteins; protein catabolic process; chaperone-mediated protein complex assembly. The transcript is spliced from 11 exons. Gene Ontology annotation, cellular component: mitochondrial matrix.